This is a messenger RNA of Seriola dumerili (greater amberjack), 1953 nucleotides long. It is a transcript of the gene rpn2, whose product is annotated as ribophorin II. The transcript is spliced from 17 exons. Gene Ontology annotation, biological process: protein N-linked glycosylation. Lineage: Eukaryota; Metazoa; Chordata; Actinopteri; Carangiformes; Carangidae. Bases 52 to 1947 code for a protein of 631 amino acids. Gene Ontology annotation, cellular component: oligosaccharyltransferase complex; membrane. The record is from RefSeq and is a predicted model, not a curated record.
GACACCGGAAGAAAUCGUCGGUUUUGGUGACGCUGCAUUAGACUGCAAGACAUGGACCGGUCUAGGCUGUUCGGGUGCUUCCUCCUCAGCCUGGCUCUUGCUGGAGCUCAGGCACUGACACCGGCGCACCACCUCUCCCUGCCUGAUGUGGCCCGACUGCAGAACCUCCUGAGCCAACAGUUCACUGACCUGGAGUCCGCGUACUAUUCUGUUGUGGGUCUUACCAAGCUUGGAGCGGCCGUUUCAGAUCACAAUCAAGUAUGCCAGUUCCUCAAAUCCCAGCUUGAUCCCACUAGUGUUGACUCUGUCUUCUUUGCUGCUGAGACCAGUCAGGCCAUUUCAGGAUGUGAGAUCCCUGUGUCCAAUGAAACCCGCGACAUCCUCCUGGCAGCAGUUAGUGAAGACUCAACCAUGACACAGAUCCAUCGAGCCGUGAGCGCACUCAACUCUCUGGGACUUCCUCUGGCAUCUCAGGAAGUUGUAGGUGCCCUGACAGCUCGCAUCAACAAGGAGGACAAUGUUAUGGCUAUCACCUUAGCUCUGCAAACAGCAGCUCGCCUCUCCCAGCAGGCAGAGCUCGGAGGAAUACUGGAGGAAAUCGAGGAUCUGACAGCUCGUUUGGAUGACCUCGGUGGCAUCUACCUUCAGUUUGAAGAGGGACUCGAGGCAACUGCUAUGUUUGUGACUGCUGCUUAUUCCCUGUCAGAUCAUGUGGACAUGGAGCCUCCUCUCAAGGAGGACCAGGUCAUCCAGCUGGUGAAUUCCAUCUUCAGCAAGAAAUCCUGGGAUUCUUUGGCCGAGGCCUUCAGUGUGGCAAGUGCUGCCGCCGCUCUCUCUAGCAACCGCUUCCACGUGCCGGUCAUUGUCAGUGCUCAGGGCCCAGCCACAGUGUCCCACAGCCAGCCGACCCUGCAGCUCCUUGUUACUGAUGUCAUGUCUCAACCUCUGGCCUCAGCCAAUGUGCUGGUGGAGUCUGCGUAUGCUGUGGCCUCCAAGAGCAUCAUCCUCAGCCAAGUACCCUUCACACUUAAUGACGGCGUCUUUGAACUGAACUUCAUGUCCAACCAGCCCGCCAGUGGAUAUUACCAGUUUACCAUUGCAGUGACUGGGGAUAGCCGACUGGUUGCCAAUCACGUCGAGCUUAAAGUAAAGGUGUCCACUGAGGUGGCUGUUACUAACAUGGACCUCUCAGUGGUGGAUAAGGACCAGAGCAUCGGCACAAAGACCACCAGAGUGGACUAUCCUUCCAAAGCCAAGAGCUCCUUCACCGCAGACAGCCACCAGAACUUUGCCAUGUCCUUCCAGCUGGUUGACGUCAACACCGGAGUGGAGCUUACCCCUCACCAGACUUUUGUCCGGCUGCACAAUCAGAAAACUGGCCAAGAGGUCGUGUUUGUGGCUGAACCCGACAGCAAGAAUCUGUACAAGUUUGAGUUGGACACAGCAGAGCGGAAAUCAGAGUUUGACUCCAUCUCCGGGACCUAUUCCCUCUACCUAAUUGUUGGGGACGCUACCUUGGAGAAUCCCAUCUUGUGGAAUGUGGCUGACGUUGUCCUGAAGUUUGUGGAUGAAGAGGCCCCAGCUACCAUUCAGCCCAAGACUCUUUAUGUACCCAAACCAGAGAUCCAGCACUUAUUCAGGGAACCAGAGAAGAAGCCUCCCACUGUGGUGUCCAACACCUUCACGGCACUCAUCCUGUCUCCCUUCCUGCUUCUGCUCAUCCUGUGGUUUAAGCUCGGAGCCAACAUCUCCAACUUCAGCUUCUCUCCCAGCACCAUUCUGUUCCAUGUGGGACACGCAGCCAUGCUGGGCCUGAUGUACGUCUACUGGACCCACCUGAACAUGUUCCAGACUCUGAAGUACCUGGCGAUUAUUGGCGGUGUAACUUUCCUCGCCGGGAACCGCAUGCUGGCCCAGAAAGCAGUCAAGAGAAUUGAGAAAAAAUAAGAGCAA